This is a messenger RNA of Arabis nemorensis, 213 nucleotides long. The record is from the annotation of a GenBank genome assembly. NCBI's taxonomy places the organism in Eukaryota, Viridiplantae, Streptophyta, Magnoliopsida, Brassicales, Brassicaceae.
AUGAAGUAUCUUCAUUGGUUUAUGCGCCUCUUGAUCAUAGCUUUUAUCGGUUCGAGAUCAGUCGAAGCUCAAAAUCAAGCAGGAUUCAUUAGCUUGGAUUGUGGGUUGGUUCCUAAGAACACAACUUAUGUGGAGAAGACGACGAAUAUAACAUACAAAUCAGACGCGGAUUACAUCGAUAGUGAAUCGGUCGGGAAGAUCAAUGAUGCAUAG